UUUGCUAACAUGUGCACAUGUCUGACAACAGAACGCAGGCUGUCAUACAUGUGUGUGUACAUAGGUUGCACAUCAACCAUUAUGAAUGUGUUCACGGUGUAUGCUGCAGGAGUGCAAAAAGUGAUGAGCCAAAAUAACAUUACAUAUCAUUUCGGUCAUGUGUAGAACCUAAACUCAUCACAGAAUGUCUUAAUACAAAGAUAUGUAAGCUUUGAAGCAGUAAGCUUUCAGAUCUUCUGUCUUAUUUUGUUUUAUAUGAUAAAAAUGUUGUGCUGGCACUCACUCUGUUUGGCAAUUGAAAUUAAAUGCCAAAAACGUUUCCAUUUUUGCCAAAAUAACGACAAAGUGCCAUCUAUAAAUUGGGCUUUAUUUGUAGGAAUAGGCCGUUCGCACUUCAGGACUCCCCAAACCCCCCCACCUGUGUGCUUGCCUUUUCUGGCUCCCCGCGGUGAGGGGCCACUCUGAUAGGUCCAGAGGGUUAAUGGGACUGGCCUUUAGGGCAGCAGCCUCUCAGCAUAUAAAGCCUCAGCUUUCAUUACAACAGCAAACAGCCGGUACACACGGUUUAAGAAGGACCACGCGGUAGAUGAGCUUUUACGCAUGAAUAGGGGCCUUUUGGUUUUUACGCACUGCGAACCAUUGAUGUCUCGUUGGCACAGUUGAGUUUUUACGCGUUUUUGAACAUUCUGCGUGUGACCAUGACUCUUUCCAGUGAAUUUGAAGCUUCUCAACACUCUGCUUUGCCUCUUGACAUAGUGAGCGAGGAUGAGCCUACCCAUGGGCGUUUAUAUGAGAAUGGGUGCUCUACGGACCCCGGCUCUUCGGCAGAAUCUGGUGCUGAGUUUGACUCCUCAGAGCCAGACUCCUCGGGGGAAAGCGAGAACAGUUUCUGCGCAGACGCACCGUCGUCCAGGAAAGCGCAGAACAGUUCUGUUAAGCCUCCCUACUCCUACAUUGCCCUGAUCACCAUGGCCAUCCUGCAGAGUCCGCUGAAGAAGCUGACACUGAGUGGCAUCUGUGACUUCAUCAGCAACAAGUUUCCCUACUACAGAGACAAGUUCCCCGCUUGGCAGAACUCCAUCAGGCACAACCUCUCCCUCAACGACUGUUUCAUUAAGAUCGCGAGGGAGCCUGGGAACCCGGGAAAAGGUAACUACUGGUCUCUGGACCCUGCCUCAGAGGACAUGUUCGACAACGGCAGCUUCCUUCGCCGAAGGAAGCGGUUCAAGAGAAACCACCCAGAGCUUGGCAAAGACGGACUUAUGUUUUAUUCCAACUUGAACUGCUACCGGCCGUAUGGGCAGCCAUACUGCGUGCAGGGCCAGGUGAGCCCCCCGCCCGCCGCUCCUAUCCCGUACAUGCCCCUGCAGGAGGGUAUCAUGAUGCCCCCUUCUUCCUAUCACCUUCUACCACAAACUCUGAACAGUCACGGGAAGUGCAGUGGGCCAAAAGACUUCAGAGCGCAGCUGUGCUCAACAGAAACCGCUCAGUCAAAGCCUGGCCCGCAGAGAAAGUGCUCCUUCAGCAUUGACAGCAUCAUGAGCAAACCCUCGCCCACCAGUCUCCCGAACCCAAACCCACAGCACAGGCGCCACAGCGCUCUUGGGUACGCUCAUCUCAUGUCGGGCCCUGCUGCCUGUUUGGUUCCGACGCUCCUGCCGGCUCCCAGGACUCCAUUCUGCCCCCCUACCAUGCUGAGCACUGCUUCUUUAAUAAAUGAGCACCUCAGACUGUCCUACCCUCACUGCUGAAGCCUUUGGCCACAAGAAAACUUUACAGUGUCCGUAUGUUCGAUGCUAUGUGAAGACACGUUGUGUAGCUCAUUUCUUAAAGAAAUGUUUUAAUUGCAUGAUAUUUAUGUGCGUUGACAUUCAAAGUUAUGUCUUAAAAGAAAUCAAUGUAAAUAAGAUGAGUGGUAAUAUAUGUGUGAAACUUGUUGCAGUGGCGACUCUCGUUGAUGAAUCUGUUUUUGUUAUUAAUUAACGUGUCGAAAUAAAUGUUUGAAAACUA
This is a messenger RNA of Dicentrarchus labrax (European seabass), 2010 nucleotides long. It is a transcript of the gene foxd5, whose product is annotated as forkhead box D5. Gene Ontology annotation, molecular function: DNA-binding transcription factor activity, RNA polymerase II-specific; RNA polymerase II cis-regulatory region sequence-specific DNA binding. The record is from RefSeq and is a predicted model, not a curated record. Gene Ontology annotation, biological process: cell differentiation; anatomical structure morphogenesis; regulation of transcription by RNA polymerase II. Bases 699 to 1751 code for a protein of 350 amino acids. NCBI's taxonomy places the organism in Eukaryota, Metazoa, Chordata, Actinopteri, Moronidae. The transcript has a single exon.